Messenger RNA from Bipolaris victoriae FI3, 303 nucleotides. RefSeq lists its product as hypothetical. The record is from RefSeq and is a predicted model, not a curated record. Bases 1 to 303 code for a protein of 100 amino acids. Lineage: Eukaryota; Fungi; Ascomycota; Dothideomycetes; Pleosporales; Pleosporaceae. The transcript has a single exon.
AUGGCCUCUCAAGCGCUUGUCCUGGCAACCAACUCCGCACUGCAACAAAAACCCGCACCCAUUGCCCCUCACAACUCGCCAACCCAACAACAACAGUCGUCAACCAACAAAUCAGGUGGCUUCUGUCUCAAGAAAGGCCUCGAUAGCCUCACCGAGAUGCUUGAGCGCAAGAUCGACCACCAGAUUCUUCUCGCUAAGACCCGAGCUCAUGCCGCGUCAUCGUCACAAGAGACACCUGCCGAUCGCGAUUCCAAACACGUGCACUGGGAAACUGGCAGCAAGCUUCAGCAGACAGUAGCCUAG